GCAUCCGCGUUGUGGACCGGUCCCUCACUCCUCUCCCUCACCAAGCGACUCUGACCCACUGAAGGCCGCUUUUGAGGACACGAGGACGGGGGAGGACACGAGGACGGGGGAGGUCCCCGCUGCCUCCCGCCACCUAAGCCGUGCUUCAUGGAGUCUACAUUCAGCAGCCCCGCCGAGGCGGCACUGCAGCGGGAGGCGGGGGCCGCGGGGCUGCUCACUCCUCUUGCGGACCUGGACCGAGUAUACGAGCUGCAGCGAGUCGUGGGAUUUGUCCGCGACCUGGGGUGUGAACGGGUGGCUUUGCAGUUCCCUGACCAACUAUUGGGAGAUGCUGGGGUUGUGGCUGCACGACUGGAGGAGACCUCGGGGUCAAAGAUGUUCAUUCUGGGAGACACGGCCUAUGGCAGCUGCUGUGUGGAUGUGCUGGGUGCUGAGCAGGCUGGAGCUCAGGCCCUUGUACACUUUGGCCCUGCCUGCUUAAGCCCUCCAGCCCGCCCACUGCCUGUGGCCUUCGUCUUUGGUCAGCGUUCUGUGGCCUUGGAGCUCUGCGCCAAAGCCUUUGAGGCCCAGAACCCAGACCCGGCAUGUCCGGUGGUGUUGCUGAGUGAGCCGGCCUGCGCCCAUGCCCUGGAGGCAUUGGCCACUCUACUGCGCCCGCGGUACCCGGACCUGCUUGUCUCCAGCCCAGCUCUUCCCCUGCCAGAGGGCUCCCUCAGUGCAGGGGCUCCUGAGCCCCUGGAGCGUUUUGGGCGUCGCUUCCCCCUGGCCCCAGGGAGGUGUUUGGAAGAGUAUGGGGCUUUCUAUGUGGGAGGCUCUGGGGCCAGCUACGACCCUGACCUCGACCCUGACCUGAGCCGGCUGCUCUUAGGUUGGGCACCAGAGCGGCCCUUCUUCUCCUGCUGCCCAGACACUGGGAGGACUCACGAUGAAGGCGCCCGGGCUGGGCGGCUAAGGGCACGUAGACGAUACCUGGUUGAGAGGGCCAGAGAUGCUCAUGUGGUGGGGCUGCUGGUGGGCACAUUGGGAGUGGCCCGACACCGUGAGGCCUUGGCACACUUGCGGAACCUGACGCAGGCUGCUGGCAAGCGUAGCUAUGUGUUAGCCCUGGGGCGGCCCACACCUCCCAAGCUUGCUAACUUCCCUGAGGUAGAUGUCUUUGUGCUGUUGGCCUGUCCUCUUGGUGCCCUGGCUCCUCAGCCUUCUGGUAGUUUCUUCCGGCCUGUAUUGUCACCGUGUGAGCUGGAGGCUGCCUGCAACCCUGCCUGGCCGUCUCCAGGCCUGGCUCCCCACCUCACACACUACGCGGACUUACUGCCUGGCUCUCCUUUCCACGUGCCCCUCCCACCACCUGAGUCGGAACUGUGGGACAUCCCAGAUGUGUCACUCAUUACUGGGGAGCUCCGACCCCCACCUUUCCGGAAACCAUCAAAUGAUCCUGGAUGCUCAGCCUUGACCCCGCGACCUCAGCUGGAGCUGAUUGAGAGCAGCCCUGCAGCUGCAUUCCUGUGUUCCCGGAGCUGGCAAGGGCUGCAGCCUCACCUGGGUCAGACACCAGUGACAGGAGCCGUGAGUGGAAGAAGAGGAAUUGCCAUCGCCUAUGAGGAUGAGGGAAGCAGCUGAUAUCAUGCGGGUCCAGACACACAGAUGGAGUUAAGAAUCACUGCUCACCAUUUCAGUCCUGGGCACUUCAGGAGCUGUGGGCUUCGGUGUAGAUAUUGCCAAACCUAAGAACCACACCAUGCACAACCAGUCCUGAAAACGGCACAGAAAUGACAUCAAGAAACCCUGAUCACAAAGAUAGGAAUUUCUUAAGGGAGUAAACCCCGAGUUCCCGAGGAACAUGCACUUUCCCAAGAAGCACAACAAGAAGGGCCUGAAGAAGGUGCAGGUCAACAAUCCCAAAGCCAUGAGCGCAUGUGCUGAGGCUGUCAAGGCUCUCGUAAAGGCCAAGGAGGUCAAGCCCAACAUCCCAAAACAUGAUAGCCGCAAGCUAAGUUGACUUGCCUACAUUGCUUGCUCCAAGGUUGGAAAACAUGCUCAUGCCCACAUUGUCAAGGGUCUCAGGCUCUGCUGGCCAAUGUCCAAGGCCAAGGCUCAAACAAAGCCUCAGGCUGUGGCUCAGGCUCCUUAAAGGUGCCCAGGCCCCCACGGAGGCUCCACCCACAAUAGAGGCCUCUGUCUGCCUACGUGUGGAUGGAAGAACCGGAGUGACCCCUUGGCUUCUGUCUCCAUGGAGCUGGUGACCUAUGCUAUUUGUACAAAUAAACCAGAGGCAGGAUCUGUAAAAAAAAAAAAAAAGAAAAAAUCACUGCUAAGACUUUUCAGCACUCCAUGUAGUGACCUCACACCUCUACCAGGAUCCUUAAAAGAGCCUUGAAAUAGGGCAGACAGCCCGUCACUGAAGAUAGGAUCCAGCUCUGUCCUCUCCUGGCAUGGCAUAAAGCUUAGCACAUACUGGCUUAGUAAAUGUGGAGGGUUUCUCAACCUUGGUACAGCUGACAUUUUAGACCAGAUAAAUCUUUGUUGUGAGGGGCUGUUCUGUAAAUUGUAGCACGUUCAGCAUCAUCCCUGGUUUCUGCCCACUAGAUGCCAGUAGCAUACCUUUUCCCAAUUGUGAUAAUCAAAAAUGUCUCCAGACGUUUACAAAUGUGCCUUGUGGGGGCAACAUUGCCCCAAGUUGAGAACCGCUGGGCUACACUUGUGCUGUCCAGUAUACCGGCCACUAGAAAUGUGGCUAACAAACAUAGUUUAACUAAGAUUAAAAAUUCAGUUUCUCGAUCAUACUAGUCACAUUUCACUGUUCAGAUAACCACGUAAGAGGGCAGCACAGCUAUAGGACAUUUCCACUGUCACAGAAAGGUCUGUUGGGCAGUGCUGGUGUGUACUGACUCAUUUCUCAGGGAGAGCACAGAAAUGAUACUUUUAAUGAUACUUUUAAGCAAUAAACCAGAUACUUUUUCUUCUGUUUAUUUUUCUUCAUCAAAAACUGCAGGUCCUACACAGGUCCUGUGAGUGGAAGUUUGAAUUGUAUUUGAUUGGAUUCCUGCCCUCAAAAUGUAAUUUGGAAGAGAGGCAGUUAAAUAGGCAAUUACCACACAGUGAAACAUUGCUCUCUGUGAGGAGGGAAACCCACAGGGACAGCUGGACCCUAAAAUAAGCUUCCCAGAGGGAAGAUACCUAAGUUGAGUCUCUUGAAAGGAAAAAAAAUUAUCAGGAGAGAAAGAGUAAAAAGGACAUUUGACUAAAGGCUUCAUGCUGCUUGAACACACAGGCAUGAACCAGCAUGGUGGUCGCUUCAAGCAGAGUGGAGUUGUCAGACCCUAAGAGUUGACAGGGCUGAAGUGAAACAACUCACUUCUCUUUUCCUUAAAUUUUUUAUUGAUUGAUUUUAGAGAAAGGAAGGGAGAGAGCAAGAAACAUCAAUUUAUUUUUCCAUUAUUUAUGCAUUCAUUAAUUGCUUUUGUGUGCCCUGACAAGAUCAAACCUGCAACCUUGGCAUAUUGGGAUGAUGAUGCUCUAACCAACUGAGUUUCAGCCAGGACCUAUAACUUCUUUGAUCUCCACGUGUUUUGAGAAUCUGGGCAUACUGGCAUUGUCCAGGUUGUUGAAGAAAUAGGUAAACAAGGAGGAUAUGGUCCCUACCCUUAGCGAUUGCCCAGUCUACUGGUAGAGAGAGCUGUAAACUGACCAUGGUAACCGCGACAAGGUGGGCACCAAAUAUGGAUUCUACAAACCUUUUUUUACAACCAAAAUAUUAAAUCCUGAUUAAGGUGUAAGAUACACACACAACAUAAAUACCUGAAAAAAACAAUGAAAAAAGAUGCAACUUUAAAUAUGUUAAAAUGUAUAUCACUAUAUAGCAAACUCUUACAUCAAAAUUGGAAGGUAUGCCCUGGCUGACUGGAUUGAGUACUGGCCUGUGAACCAAAAGGUUGCUGCUUUGAUUCCCAAUCAGGGUACAUGCCUGGGUUUGGGGCUGGGUCCCCAGUAGGGAGGCACGUGAGAAGGAAGAUGCAACUGACCAACAUAUCUCUCGCACAUUGAUGUUUCUCCCUCCCUUCCUUUCUCUAAAAAUAAACCCUUCUGAAAAAAUUAAAGAGAUCAACCAAUUGAGAAGAUAUAUAUUGCAAUAGUAUAAGCAUCUUUAAAAUAUAUGCAUCGAUGUUUGGACAUCUCUGAGAGAAAAGUUAAACAUAGAGUGCAAAGAAAUACGUAUGAAAUCUGAACAAAGUAAGAUAUUUAGAAAAUGAUA
Messenger RNA from Pteronotus mesoamericanus, 4252 nucleotides. RefSeq names its product diphthamide biosynthesis 2 (gene DPH2). NCBI's taxonomy places the organism in Eukaryota, Metazoa, Chordata, Mammalia, Chiroptera, Mormoopidae. The record is from RefSeq and is a predicted model, not a curated record. Bases 148 to 1620 code for a protein of 490 amino acids. Gene Ontology annotation, molecular function: 2-(3-amino-3-carboxypropyl)histidine synthase activity. Gene Ontology annotation, biological process: protein histidyl modification to diphthamide. The transcript is spliced from 6 exons.